This is a messenger RNA of Gloeophyllum trabeum ATCC 11539, 2502 nucleotides long. RefSeq names its product DUF255-domain-containing protein. The transcript is spliced from 9 exons. Lineage: Eukaryota; Fungi; Basidiomycota; Agaricomycetes; Gloeophyllales; Gloeophyllaceae. The coding region runs from base 165 to 2351 and encodes 728 amino acids. Gene Ontology annotation, biological process: carbohydrate metabolic process. The record is from RefSeq and is a predicted model, not a curated record.
GUAGGCUGGUCCUAUGGCGCGUACAAACCGCUAGACUUGUUUCUUCUACCUACCGACUACGACCUGCCAUCGACCGUUGUCGUCCGCGACUUUCAUCUCCCCCCAACACUCUCGCGAACAAGACGUAUCGAGCGUUUUCUACUUCAUCGCUUACGAAGGAAGCCAUGACGGACAGACCGAAGCAUACGAACAGGCUUUCAAACGAGACGUCUCCGUACCUUUUACAACAUCAGCAUAACCCGGUAGACUGGUACCCAUGGGGUCCAGAGGCGUUCGAGAAGGCGAAGAAAGAGGACAAGCCGAUCUUCCUCUCGGUUGGCUAUUCCACCUGUAGAUGGUGUCACGUCAUGGAACGAGAGAGCUUCGAAGACGAGACGGUCGCAAAGGUGAUGAACGACGUCUGCGUCAAUAUCAAGGUGGAUAGAGAGGUGCUCCCAGACAUCGACAGGAUAUACAUGAUGUUCGUACAGGCGACAACGGGACAUGGCGGUUGGCCCAUGUCCGUUUUCCUCACUCCAGACCUCAAACCUUUCUUCGGCGGCACAUACUUCCCACCAGGCGCUCUAGUCUCGAUUCUUGAGCAAAUCGAUGAUAAAUGGCACAAUUCCCGCUCCUCCGUGCUUGAGUCCGCUUCGAAACUCCAUUCCCUUCUAUCCGACCAGCUCAGCGCUCCAUCAGCACCCGAAUCUCCGAUCGACGUCAAGACGUGCGUCGAGGACGGCCUGAAAGCGUUCCGCCGCAGGUUCGACCGCGUCCACGGAGGAUUCGGCGGCGCACCGAAGUUCCCUACCGCGCCGAUCUUCUCCUUUCUGCAUACGAAGGGCUUUCUGGAAGGCGACGAUGGACACGACGUGGAGAAGCCGAUUGGAAUGGCUGGUUUCACGCUCACGAAAAUAUCGCGCGGUGGUAUCCACGAUCACGUCGGCAACGGGUUCCAUAGGUACAGCGUCGACGCGAAAUGGCACGUACCGCACUUCGAGAAGAUGCUAUACGAUCAAGCGCAGUUGACGCUUGCAUUUCUGCGCCAAUACACUAUUACGUCAGACACGCUCUACCUCGACAACGUAUUCGACAUCCUCGAAUACUCCGCGCGUGAUCUCUACUCCCCCUCGCAUAAAGCCUUCUACGCCGCAGAAGACGCCGAAUCCCUUCCGACCCCGACAUCCACGAAGAAAGAGGAAGGCGCAUUCUGGGUAUGGACCGCCGCCGAGAUCGACAACAUCCUCGGCGCGGGGCGCCCCUCCGCCGUCUUCAGAUUCCACUACUCCGUCUCGCCCGACGGCAAUGUCGAUCCGUCGCACGACCCGCACGGCGAGCUGAAAGGCAAGAACAUCCUGAUGGAGCGCGGGAGCAUCGAGGACUCGCACCGUGAGUGCGUGAUGGAGCACCCGGGGCUGACGCUCCGAGACGUCGAGGAGAUCCUGCGCGAGGGGAGGCAAAAGCUGCGGGAGGUGAGAGACAGGGAGCGCCCGCGACCGCAUCGGGACGAGAAGAUCGUCGCCGCGUGGAAUGGGAUGAUGGGGCGGGCGCUGGCGUGGGCAGCGAGAGUUGUUGGGGAGCGCGGGGUGGAUGAGGGGAACGCGGCGAGGUGGUACGAGAUGGCGACAGACUUGGUGAGUUUUAUAGAGAGGGAUAUGGUGCUCUCGGAUGGGAGGUUGAGGAGAGUGUACGGAUCGGACGUCGAAGGCGUUGUCGACGACUACGCGCAGAUUAUAUCCUUCCUGCUCGCGCUCUAUCAAGUCCGGUUUGAGCCGAAGUACUUACAGCUGGCUGUCGACUUGCAAGCGAAGCAAGACGCCCUGUUCUGGGACCAAGAGGGCGGCGGGUACUUUACGAGCUCGAGCGUCGGGAUGCAGAGUGGGACGAAGAUCAUGCGGUUGAAGGACGACCAAGACGGAGCGGAGCCGUCAGCGAACAGUACGGCCCUUCACAACCUCAUCACUCUCGACGCGAUAAUGCACGCCACCUCUCCCGAGCAUCUAGGUCUCAAGACACCGACGUCUGGCUCCUUCGACUUUGUCGAGGAGUACGAUAAGAGGGCGACGAGGCUCCUCUCGAGUUUCGCAUCCAUGCUCGAAGGCCAUCCGACUGCCGUCCCCGACAUGCUCUCGAGCGUGCUGCUACGUGACCGAGGCAUCAAGGCCGUGAUCCUCGCUGGCUCAUCCGGUAUCGAGGAGUUUGUGAAGGCGGCGCGCGGCGGUCGUUGGGAGGCGGACGUGGUGUACAUGAAAGAGACGGUCGGGACCGAAGAUAAAGUCACGGGGCGGGUGUGCUACGCUGGGACAUGUGGUCUUAAGCAGCAAACGCCGGGAGAUCUGAGGCAGGAGAUCGAGAGUGCGGGCAGUUGCUGAGCAUGACGGAAGUUACUGAAGCACAUGUAUUGUAUUGUAGCCAUGUAUCAUAGUCAUUCACAAUGAAUAUGCCCUCAGAGUUGUUGAAUAGUAUAGACGUUCUUGUGUAGCUUUAAAAUUUGCUAUGUAGUCAGGCUGCAAAGUCCGUGUU